AAAGGAUUGUGCCAGCUUCGGAACUGUUAGAUGUGAGAUGUGAACCGUCAGGAAAGGGCCGGAAUAGACGUGAAUCACCCCGAGAUAAACGUACAAUCCCGCCUCCCUGCUGGUCGCGCCCAAUUUAUACUGUUGGGCACAAGGAAGUAAUCAGAGCCAAAAAGUAAAGGCGGGCUUUAGUGAGACAUUCAAAAAUGUCGCCAUUCCGGACCAUUGUCGGUUACAUUCUGCCUCCAAAAGACAAACGCUUCGCGGAAAACGACGGCCAUGAAGGUUUGGACACUGAGGAGGAGGAGGAGGAGGAGGAGGAGGAGGAAGGCGGCCAGCCAGAAUUUUUAGACUUCACUGAGAUGUCCGGAGGAGUCAUGAUAAAAGUGACCCAAAUCGCGCGCACUCAAGUGAGGUUCUACGAUUUUGAAACUAACAAAGAGCACUGUGCAGAGGGAAAGUUCACACUCCUGGACCCCUGGUGGAUGGUCACAGGCAAGGCAAGAUCUGAGAAGAAAAAGUUGGUGCUGAUGGACCCUCCAUCCUUCCAGCUGCGGACUAAUGUGGAGGAAGAUAUCAUGAACUUGUUCUUCAAAGAGUGCGGCGUGCAUCAUUCUCACGUCAUGGAUUUCAGGCAGUGGCUGAAGGCAGAAAGUGUGCUGAAUUUCGAAAACCUGCUACAGCUGCUUGACAAGUUUGGGAUGGUGCCGGAUGGUCAGCAUAAAGAAGUGGCAGGGCAGAUGAAGAAGCAGGUUACUCAGUCAGUUGCAGGGAGGCGUGUGUUUGCCGCAGCAGCGUAUCCUCAUGUGAUGAAGCACCUGCCCACCCUGUUUCCAAAGCACUUUCUGGAGCUCCUCCAGAAAGGCAAGGAGCCAUCUAUCAAGGAGGAAGAUGACAACAGCUUGCUGGGCAGGCUGGAGAACAUUAUUAGGAAAGAAGCGUGGAAGCUGGGUUUCAGCGAUAUCCUGCACAAGGAGCUUGGUCUGAUGCGAUGUGAGGCCACUGUGAAGGCUUUCCAAGCUUGUGGGCUGUUCCAUGAGAUCUCCACCCUGCAGAAGAAUGCCUUACUGGUUUAUUCAAAACUGAAGCAAGUUUGCUACAGGACCGGCAGCACCUAUGUGGAUCUGAAGGACCUCAAAGAAGACAGGCCAGAGGAUGAGCACAGGGAGGCAGUCUUUUUUCUCAGGGACCAGGGUGUAGUUGUGAAAACCAUGAAGACACGUGUGGCUCUGAGGAAGCUAUACACCUAUGAGACAGGCAUCGCCAACUGCUUGGAGCAGCUACUGUCUAGGUCUCCAUAUGUCAUUGAUCUGGAUGCCAAAGAAGUCCUUCAAAAGAGUAUCAGUACAAAUAGUGGUAUACAGAUGGAUCCUGACGCAGAGCAGGUUCAAGCUGCCAAGAUGAUCUGUGCCAACCCCAUAUCCAUCAUCAGUGGGAAGGGAGGCUCUGGAAAAACCACAGUUGUCUGCCAGGUUUUGAAGGCAGCCAUGGAGCAGGGCAGGUGUGCCAAGGAGGAAGUGAAGAAUGUCCCUUGGGAUUUUGAAACCAGUGAUAAGGCGGAGGUCCUUCUUACCGCACCUACUGGACGGGCAGCUGCCUUGUUGACCAAGAAGAUGGAGUUUAAAGCAUACACAUUACAUCAGGUGUUGUGGAGUUUUAUGAAUGAGGAGAAGGAUGGUAGUGGGGCCCCAAAGAAGUGGAAGUUUUCCUCCGUGCGAGUGUUUGUGGUGGAUGAGGGUAGCCUCAUGUGUGUGCAGAUCUUCCACUCUGUCCUCAAAAUGCUGACAGACUAUGGCCAGCUCCAGAAGAUCAUCAUUCUGGGAGACUUGAGACAAUUGCCCAGCAUCAGACCAGGGAACGUGCUAUCUGACCUGUUCAACGGCGUGCUCCGUGUCCAUUGGGCCACAGAGAUGAAAACAAACCAUCGGGCCGAGUCAGAGUUGAUAGUCAAGAAUGCCGAACUAAUCUCUAAGAGGUGUUGUGACCUGGAAUGGGAUGCCACCGUGGACUUGACCUCCCCUUUCACCAACCCCUCUCUCCCCCCGCCACCCCCCAACAGCCAUUUCAUUGCUGUUCUUCUUCCACAAGACAACACCUAUUUCGCACACCUAAAAAAGGCGGUCACCGCGCUGCUGGAAGCUGGCCCAGGGUUGAAGACUGACAGGUCCUCACAGUUCAUUGCAUUCUCAAGGAAGGAGUGUGCAUAUAUCAAUGAGCUGUGCUGGGAUUAUAAACACCGUACCGGGUCAGCCUGCAUGAUAAGCCACAAGAAGAAACCAGUGUUUAGGCAAGGUGACAAAGUGUGCUGUACGAGGAACGGCUCCGUUACAGACCUCGAGUUGGGGAAAGACUGGGACCAGCUCAGCUGCAGAGGAUCCGAUACCGAGGAUGACACUGAAGGUUACGAUGAAAAGAAGAAUAUCAAGAAGCGACUCUGCAAUGGACAGAUCUUCUUCAUCAAGGACGAUGUGACGGUCGUGGAGGCUGCAGCACGGGGCAAGAGACGGUACCUAACUCUGGACGACAACGAUGGCUGUAUCUUUACUGUGCUUUUUAAGGAGCUGCAGAAAGAGUGCAAGAUCCAGCACGCCUGGGCCAGGACCAUCCACACCUUCCAGGGGUCAGAAGCUGAGACCGUCGUGUACGUCCUGGGAUCAGGGUGGUAUCAGGACUGGAGACACAUGUACACGGCCGUGACACGAGGGCGAAAGCGCGUCUAUGUGCUGAUGCGCAAGGACAGCCUGAAAAAUGCCAUCAAAAGAAGGGUCACCAACCGUAAAACUCAGCUGGAAGGUCUGGUGAAGCAAGUGAUUGCCAAAAUGGUGCCCACUAAGGCAGGACCAGCUGCAGCAGCUGGCAGCAAUCAUCCGGGUGACGACUACGAUGGCAACAAGACCGCAGCCAAAAGGCCCAAGAUGGAGGCCCAAGAGUCUCCCUCUCCCAUGGGGCCUGUUCCAUAAUCUACUCCUGAAGGACGUCUCCACUGCCUCCACCAGUCAUGCGUCACUGCGGCCUCUACAGCUUCGCUCCUCCCACCACACACUGCACGCGACAGCGACCAGCCGUCCAGCCUUGACACAGAUCAGCUUUUAUGCACCGUUUAUUCUCAUUAACCAUAUCAUUAACCAAGUAGGUAAUAAUCAAACCACCCCAGUGCUGCGUUUUGAUCUGAAUCAAAGACCUUCACUGGACAAAUCGAUGCACUUUUUAAUCACAGUGAACAUUUUAAAACGAUAACAAUCCCACAGUGUGAGCCAAUGUAUCCAGCUCGUGCAGCAGCUUUCAGUCAGCUAUAGAGGAAAACUCGAUCACUUCUGCCUCAGCAGCAGCCACUCCGCUAUUGUUUAUUGUCUUUCUCCAUACAAAGGUUUACAACUGUGGAAUUCUCAAAGUCAUACAUAGACGAUAAAUAUCAUGCUACCAAAGUAUUAAAUUUGUACAAAAAUACUUUACAGUUUAUAAUACUCGCUCAAUAAAAAUAAAAAUACAGUA
Messenger RNA from Brienomyrus brachyistius, 3480 nucleotides. RefSeq names its product helicase (DNA) B (gene helb). The transcript is spliced from 13 exons. NCBI's taxonomy places the organism in Eukaryota, Metazoa, Chordata, Actinopteri, Osteoglossiformes, Mormyridae. Bases 195 to 2948 code for a protein of 917 amino acids. The record is from RefSeq and is a predicted model, not a curated record.